Molecule: messenger RNA, 2146 nt
Organism: Rhea pennata
Lineage: Eukaryota; Metazoa; Chordata; Aves; Rheiformes; Rheidae
Gene: ABCB8
Product: ATP binding cassette subfamily B member 8
Exons: 16
Coding region: 1-2013 (670 amino acids)
Biological process (GO): transmembrane transport
Cellular component (GO): membrane
Molecular function (GO): ATP hydrolysis activity; ATP binding; ABC-type transporter activity
Source: RefSeq, a predicted model, not a curated record
AUGGCGCAUGUCCGCUGCAGCCCGACGGCAUGCGCCGGCGGCUGCCCCCGGCUUCGCGGCCCCCCGCACCCUCCUGGGGGCCCGGGGCCGCCGGCGCCCCGCUGCCGGCCCGGGCUGCUGCUCGCCGGCCCCGCCGCCUGCCUGGGCCUCGGCCUGCUGGGCGCCGCCGUGCGCUGCCAGGAGGCCGCUGCCAUCCUCCCUGCCGCCGCCGUCCUCCCCGCCGCCGCCGCCGUCCCUGUGCCGCCGCCGGAGCCCGCCUUCGCCUGGGCCGAGUUCUGGACCUUCCUGCGCCCGCAGCUGCUGGCGCUGUCGGCGGCCGUGGCGCUCGCCCUGGGCGCAGCCCUGCUCAACGUGCGCAUCCCGGCACUGCUGGGCGAGCUGGUGGACGUGGUGGCCCGCUGCGCCCGGGGCCACCUCGCCGGCUACUUGCAGGAGGCGCGGCAGCCGGCCCUGCGCCUGCUCUCGCUCUACGCGCUCCAGGGGCUGCUGACCUUCGGGUACAUCGCGCUGCUGUCGCGUGCUGGCGAGCAGGUGGCGGGCAGCAUGCGGAAGGCGCUCUUCGCCUCCCUGCUCCGGCAGGACGUGGCCUUCUUCGACGCCAAUAGGACGGGGCAGCUGGUGAACCGGCUGACGACCGACGUGCAGGAGUUCAAGUCCUCCUUCAAGCUUGUCAUCUCGCAGGGGCUGCGCAGCGUCACCCAGACCGUGGGCUGCUUCGUCUCGCUCUACGUGCUCUCGCCCAAGCUGACCGGCCUCCUGCUCGUGGCCAUGCCCACGCUGGUGGGCGCCGGCGCCCUCAUCGGCUCCUUCCUCCGCCGCCUCUCCCGCCGGGCGCAGGAGCAGGUAGCCAAGGCCACGGCAGUGGCCGACGAGGCGCUGGGGAACGUGCGGACGGUGCGCGCCUUCGCCAUGGAGGACAGGCAGGCGGGCGCCUACUGCGCCGAGGUGGACCGCUCGAGCCGGCUCAACGAGCGCCUGGGCCUGGGCAUCGCCGCCUUCCAGGGGCUCUCCAACGUGGCGCUCAAUGGCAUCGUGCUGGGGACCAUCUUUGUGGGCGGCUCGCUGAUGGCCGGGGACGGGCUCUCACCGGGAGACCUCAUGUCCUUCCUGGUGGCAUCACAGACAGUGCAGAGGUCCAUGGCGAACAUCUCCAUCCUCUUCGGGCAGGUGGUGCGUGGCCUCAGCGCCGGCGCCCGCGUCUUCGAGUUCCUGACGCUGGAGCCCAGCGUGGCACUGCGGGGGGGCUCCCGCAUCCCCGGACACUCGCUGCUCGGACACAUCUGCUUCCGCGACGUCUCCUUCAGCUACCCCACGCGCCCUGGCUACGCGGUCCUGCGCAACUUCAGCCUCACCCUGCCGCCCUGCAAGACUGUGGCCAUCGUGGGACCCUCCGGAGGAGGGAAGUCGACGAUCGCGGCGCUGCUGGAGCGCUUCUAUGAGCCCACGUGGGGCUCCAUCACCCUGGACGGCCACGACAUCUCCUCCCUGGACCCCUCGUGGCUGCGGGGGCAGGUCAUCGGCUUCAUCAGCCAGGAGCCGGUGCUCUUCGGGACGACCAUCAUGGAGAACAUCCGCUUCGGGAAGCCCGGAGCAUCCGACGCAGAGGUGUACGCUGCCGCCCGGCUCGCCAACGCCGACGGCUUCAUUCGCAGCUUCCCCGAGGGCUACAACACCGUCGUGGGCGAGCGCGGCGUGGCGCUCUCGGGGGGCCAGAAGCAGCGCGUCGCCAUCGCCCGGGCCCUGGUCAAGAACCCCUCGGUGCUGAUCCUGGACGAGGCCACGAGCGCACUGGAUGCCGAGUCGGAGAAGGUGGUGCAGGAGGCGCUGGACCGGGCGGUUGCGGGCCGCACGGUGCUGGUCAUCGCCCACCGGCUCAGCACCGUGCAGGGCGCCGACCUCAUCGUGGUGCUGGCGCAGGGCCGCGUGGCCGAGGCAGGAACCCACGACGAGCUGGUGCGCCGCGGCGGCCUCUACGCCGAGCUGAUCCGCCGGCAGAUGAAGGAGCAGGCCUGAGCGCGGGGCCCGUCCCGGAGGGGGGGCCGGGGCUGGGGCCGCGGCCCCUGCGCCCCCGGCGGGGGGCUGCGCUGCGGGCUGGAGCUUGGCCCCACGCCGCGGUGUUUGCUCAAUAAAGGCCGGACCAGGGGGA